Messenger RNA from Symbiodinium pilosum, 543 nucleotides. Lineage: Eukaryota; Dinophyceae; Suessiales; Symbiodiniaceae. The record is from the annotation of a GenBank genome assembly.
AUGGAGCUUCCACCAGCUAAGCGUUUGCGCACAGAUCCUGACCAGAAGGCAGCGCUAGUUCAAAGGCUGCUGGCUGCCAAAGAGGCAUCUGGAAAAAGUUUUGAUGAGAUCGCCACCGGCCUCGGAUUGACGAAUGCUUACACUGCAAACCUUUUCUUCAACCAGGCGCAGCUGAAGGCCCACUCAGUCAAGAAGCUCAAGGAGCUCGUGCCCAAGAUCUCAGAGGAAGAUCUUGCUGCCAUGCAGAGGCCACCGAUGCGGAGCUUUGAUCCAGCCAUUCUGCAGGAGCCCAAUGUGUAUCGCACGUAUGAGGCGAUCACCCACUACGGUGAGGCAAUUAAGGCGCUGAUCAAUGAGCAGUGCGGCGAUGGUAUAAUGAGCGCUAUCGACUUCUACCUGGAUGUCGGCACGACCACCGGGAAGAAGGGCGAGAAGCGAGUUGUCAUCACAAUGAACGGCAAAUUCCUACCCCACGUGGAGCAGAUUGCCGCCGACAACACAGAUACGCCCUCAGUCCUAGUAUGCAUGCAGGAGCACAUGUGA